AUGGGCCCCAUCGAGUUUAACAAGCGACGCAUCAUCCUGCUCAUCGCCAGCAUCAUCGCCUUCUACAUCGUCUUUCAUGGCCUUUCACCCUCUGGUGACAACUUUCGAGAAGUUGCUUCCCACAUCCCCAUCCCAGGCCAUUUGAACCCAACCGAGCACAAACUUCCCCCUCCAGCGCCCGAUCCAGACACGAUAUGGGACCUAGGUCCCGAUCCAUCUCCUCCACCCGAGCCUGAGCAUGAACCCGAACAUGACACCGAUAGCGAGAAACCGACACCUCCCCAAUCGCAACCUGUGGAGCACUUCGACUUACACCCCAUUGCGCAGUUGAUGCGGGAAGCCGAUGCUGAAUGGCGGACUUACGAGACCGAUAUCUCGACAACAUUUAGGCAGACAGUGGAAAAAUAUAGAAGCAAAUAUGGCAGACAUCCUCCGCCGGGAUUUAAAGACUGGUAUAAGUUCGCACGAAAGAGGAACGUAUUCAACAUUGAUGAUUUUGAUCAAAUCAUGGACGACUUGCGCCCCUUCUGGGCCAUCAAUGCGUCUGUGAUCCGCAGCCACGCUGCACAUAUGUGGGAAAAUCCUGACUUUGGAGUGUCCGUUCUUCAUAUCCGCAAUCACAAGGUGGUCAGGGUGGACAACCCGAGUUGGAGGUCUGAAACCAUGGAAAAAGUCAUCGAGAAGUGUAUCAAAUUCCUUCCCGACAUGGACAUCCCCAUGAACAGAUUGGAUCAGCCGCGUCUGAUCGUUCCUUGGGAGGAUAUGCAAGAGUUUCUACAAAAGGAGUACCACACACGUGUCAUGGCACCCGAAGUCACCGACAGCUUUACGAAGGAUCUACCAGAGCUCCUGGAUAUGAGCAUCGAAGACAAGGAGCUCGACCACUCCACAAGACUCAGUGAGGACUGGAUAUUUGCUCCUGGCAAGCAGUACAUGAAUCUUGCCGCCAAAGGCUGCCCCCCAGAGUCCCCGGCACGGGCAAAGAUGUCUGUCGCCGAGGCGGAUGCUUUGUACAAAGAGCCGAAGCUCGGGUUUGUGAAGAACUUCAACCUCUCAACCGAUCUGUGCACAGUGGGUCCCACUAUCCAGGAUCUGCACGGUAUGCUGUAUUCAGCAAGCAGCGUCAUUGCCUCCCACAAGCUGGUGCCCAUCUUCGGCGAAUGUAAAGUCAGUGUCAACAACGAUAUUCUCUUUCCAGCAAACAUGUACUAUCAGCAUGAUGUGCGAUAUGAUUACAGUGCGGAGGAAGACGUCGAUUGGCGCGAUAAGCAAGAUAAUACCAUCUGGCGUGGCGUCACAUCGGGUGGUGUCCAGCUCGAGGAUAAUUGGGACAGAAUGCACCGACAGAGACUUGUUCAGCUUUUCAACGGCACGUACAUGCAAAUGACUGGCAAAGAGGUCAAAACUCUGACCGAAAAAGACGACGGACCGGGCAAAGUGAACACUACUUAUGAGCUUUAUGAUCGGUUCAAGCCUUCAGAAUUCGCCGACCGCCAUAGCGACAUCGGAUUCACGGAGCCAAUGUCCUGUCUCCCUAAUUGUUCCUUCUACAACAGUGUGUUCUCUUGGAAGCCACAAGUCCCGCUUACUUCACAAUUUAAAUCGAGGUACUUGAUCGACGUCGACGGGCAUUCAUUCUCCGGGCGUUGGCACGCAUUCCUGCAAAGCAAGAGUCUCGGACUCAAAGCAACCAUCUUCCGUGAAUGGCACGACAGUCGACUUCUAGCAUGGCGCCAUUUUGUUCCCGUGGACAACCGAUACGACGACAUCUACGGACUCCUGACAUAUUUUAUUGGAUAUGGCAAACCUUACAAACAACAUGCCGAGGAAGGCGAAGAUUUGAAUCCGCGGGUCUUCAUUGCUCGGCAUGAUAGGGAGGCACAGACGCUCGCUCGGCAGGGCCGCGAGUGGGCAAAUAAGGUGCUUAGGCGGGAGGAUAUCGAGGUAUACAUGUUCAGGUUACUUCUGGAGUAUGGACGCUUGAUUGACGACAACCGGGACUUUAUUGGCUAUUCUGGUGAUGGCAGUGAGUUGGACAAAUUUGAUGAUGGUGAAGAGGACGAAGGCCGCUGGGGUAUCGGAGGAUGGUGA
Molecule: messenger RNA, 2091 nt
Organism: Fonsecaea nubica
Lineage: Eukaryota; Fungi; Ascomycota; Eurotiomycetes; Chaetothyriales; Herpotrichiellaceae
Exons: 1
Coding region: 1-2091 (696 amino acids)
Source: RefSeq, a predicted model, not a curated record